Molecule: messenger RNA, 984 nt
Organism: Mesorhabditis spiculigera
Lineage: Eukaryota; Metazoa; Nematoda; Chromadorea; Rhabditida; Rhabditidae
Source: the annotation of a GenBank genome assembly
AUGGGUCUUCACUACAUGCUAUGCUCGGUGAUUGCAUUCGUCAUGAUCACCAUGCUUGCCUGCAACUUGUUUGUCACCCUCAUCUUCGUCAAGGGCGGUUUCCUCCGCGAGAGUACCUCGCCAAUCUAUCUGAUCAUCUUCUAUAGUAUUUGCAUCGGGACGGCCCAGUUGAUCGUCCACAUCUUCACUAUGUUGCCGGCCAUUUUCCCGAAGGAAAACAUCUUUCCCCUCUACAGUACGGGACACUACGCGCACUCAGUGUUGAUUAUGGUAUUCUGGUACGCCGCGUCGUAUAUUCAUAUUUUGAUGGCGACGAACAGAAUCUCGGUGUUUGUGCUCCCGCGCUUCGCACAGCUCCUCACAUUUCGGAACGUAAAAAUCGCGCUCGUAUUUUUGUCAGUGUUGGCGAUCGUGACGUCCGUCUACACGCAGCUGCUCUCGCCGUGUUGCCGACUCUACAUGGAGCAGCUGACGUACAGCUACAACUAUCUGCCGACGCGCCCCGGCCAUAAUAUGACCCUGAACUACUCGAAAUACUUUGUCGACAUGCCGAUCGAGGGCAGCGUCACCGCAUUUUGCGUCGUAUCCUACGCAUUUAUCUGCUACUACAUCAACAAGAUGCAGCGCCCAUCGCAGGACAUCGACAAAAAGGAGCGCAAGAAUUUGCGGAAGGAGAUCAUGUGUUGCGUGCAGUGCGUGUUGGCCUGCGCCUGCUACACGUUCACCUGGUUCGCCGUCCACUUCUUUCCGUAUCUGGGAUUUACGACGAUGGACGCGUACGCCUCGAUCUCGGUGGUCUAUAUGACGGACUGCGGGAUGACGGCCGUCAUCAUGUUGCUGAACAACGAGGAGGUGCGACGAAAAGCCACCCGCUUCAGCGGCGGCAGCUACGCCAUCGAGCCCACCAGAAAUUCGCAAGCACGCGAACUGUCCAGUACACGCCAGAACGCGUCCGCCAUCUCGGACGACAAGUCCGGAAAGUCG